Messenger RNA from Dichomitus squalens LYAD-421 SS1, 891 nucleotides. RefSeq lists its product as uncharacterized. Gene Ontology annotation, biological process: DNA-templated transcription initiation. The annotation marks the transcript as partial. The transcript has 4 exons. NCBI's taxonomy places the organism in Eukaryota, Fungi, Basidiomycota, Agaricomycetes, Polyporales, Polyporaceae. Gene Ontology annotation, cellular component: RNA polymerase I complex. The record is from RefSeq and is a predicted model, not a curated record.
AAGAAGCACAAAAAGGCGAAGCACGACAAGGGAAAGGCUCGUGCGACGGACGACGCUUUCCGGAUCGUGCGCGCGUCGCUGAACGUGUCUGUUCCACCCGUGUUUGCGGGGGAUCUCCGGGGAGGCGUGGAGGAGCUCCUGGACUCGAUGCUCAUGAGGUAUAUCCCCGCAUUGCAGGGUGUAGUCCUGGCGCAUGAUCGGCUAGAAUUCCUGGACAAGGUCGCCAGCAUCAAGGCAGACUCUCCCUUCGCGAAUUGCCGCAUCGCCUUCGACGCAACAGUAUGGAGCCCACAAGUGGGCAUGAAGCUUUCCGGCAAAAUCAACCUAUGCUCCCCGGACCACAUUUCCUUGCUCGUGCACCGGACAUUCAACGCCUCGAUACCCCGACAUCAUAUCACCACCGACAGCUACGGAUUUGAGUAUGGCCCCGCAGAGAAUGAUCCAGAGUUCGGUGCGAGGCAGGAGGGAAAGGCCGAGGGGGAAGCUGCGGAGGAAGGUGUGGACGGCGGCGGGCGAUGGGUCCACAAGAUAACCGGUACCAAGCUCGGAGACGCAGACGGCUCUCUUGAGUUCACUGUCGUUGGGUUGACCGUCGCGAACCAGAUGCUCUCAUUAGUCGGAUCAAUACAGCCCGACCCCUUCUCCCCUGAACACGUCCCUAAAGCGCCGAUAACCACUGUCUCAACGGUCGCCGCUCGGAACCUCGCCACCUCACGUCCGUCAUCUGCGCUUCAGAGCGAGCGAGAGGUGGAUGCGAUGAUUGGCGACGACGAUGACAGCGACAUGGACCCGUUCGGGAAGCUGGGCAAGCUGGCAGACGACGCUGAGCGGCAAGCGAGGGCAGCACAGGAAGCUGAGACGCGGAAGGAGAAGAAGCGGAAAAGGAGGGAA